Molecule: messenger RNA, 918 nt
Organism: Trichomonas vaginalis G3
Lineage: Eukaryota; Parabasalia; Trichomonadida; Trichomonadidae
Product: glycine-rich protein family
Exons: 1
Coding region: 1-918 (305 amino acids)
Source: RefSeq, a predicted model, not a curated record
AUGUCAUGCCAUAUCGAUGAAAAUUUAAAUUGUAUAAAUCAAGAAAUAAUAGACCAAUUCCACGGAAAUACCAUAUGCAGGAAAGUAGCAAACCGUGGUGGCCCCGGCGGCUAUAUAUCCGGUAACAUCAAAAUUUCCAAAGAAAUAACCGCGUAUGCAACCAUAGGUGGUCAAGGAAAAUUUGACCAAACGCCUUCCCAUACCCUUAAAGGCGGCUAUGGUGGCGGCGGUGAUGCUAUGAACUUUCAGAACUAUGGUUCAGGAAGCGGUGGUGGGCAAACCGCCGUCAAGUUUUUGUCAAAUGAUUUGUGGCACCGCGUGAUUGUGAGCGGCGGUGGAGGGGGCUCUGAUGAUGGUUAUGUUCAAACCCAAUUUGUUACUGAUGACGAUGGGUCAGGGGGAUCUGGCGGCGGGUUCACUGCCCCUGGAGCAUGGAGACAUGGAAAAUAUGAUGCAUCAAAAUCUGCCAACUCUACUUUUGGUUUCAGUUUUGGCUAUGGAGAAUCCUCUCGUUCUAAUGGAUCUUUGAAUGAAUAUGGAUACCUAACGCCUCUUGGAGGAAAUGAUCGUCCAGGCGCUGGAAGUGGCUGGUUUGGCGGCUUUGCUUCUCAUGAUUCAAAUAGCGGCUCUGGAGGUGGAAGUUCUUGGGCUUUGACAAAAGAUGCAAUAAUUCCACAUGGACAGGUUACAGCCUAUGAUUCAUCUUAUGAACCAGUUCAAACAAGGGCUUAUGAAUUCAUAGAUCAAAAACAAUUUUUGUUUACUGAUGUGAAAUCUAUUUCUGGAAUUUGGGAAGGAAACGGAAAGCUAUUGAUAACAAUCAUUGAUUCCGCUGUUAUCGUCUCCUGUGAUUCGCAACAAAAUAUUUUUUAUGGCUUUUCUCUAUUUCUUUUAUUUGAAAUUUCUCCGACUAAAUAA